AUGGCUCAAGUUGGCGGCGAUAAUGGGGCAGCAGAAGAUGCCACUUCUACAAUUAUAGAAAAAUUAAAACCAGCGAUUUCUGAAACUAAACAAGUUAUUGGUCAUGCAGCACAAAAAAGCAAAAAUUGGUUUACUUAUGGAGUGAUAGCGUUAAAUGCCAUACCUUUAACAAUCCUAUUGACAUUUCUUUUUGUUACAACAAGUAUUGUUGUGUUGAUCAUUGGUACCAGAAUCUUUUUGGCCAAAGGAUUUUUCAUUGGUGUUGGAUCAUUUUUCUUUGUUCCUGUAAUGAUCAUAAUGAUUUUUGCAUCACAAGAUAAUACAACAUCGUUGUCUUUUGAUACUCAACACAUCCUUUCUAAAACUAGUAAAGUUCUUACAGGCGGUAAAGAAGGUGGUAUUGGUGGUGAUGCAAGCAGAGGCAAGAAGAAUUUAAUUGAAGAAAUAAUAAUUUUACUGUAUUGA
Molecule: messenger RNA, 465 nt
Organism: Entrophospora sp. SA101
Lineage: Eukaryota; Fungi; Glomeromycota; Glomeromycetes; Entrophosporales; Entrophosporaceae
Source: the annotation of a GenBank genome assembly